Gavia stellata (red-throated loon) is the source of this 2139-nucleotide messenger RNA. RefSeq names its product mannosidase endo-alpha like (gene MANEAL). Gene Ontology annotation, cellular component: Golgi apparatus. Gene Ontology annotation, molecular function: alpha-mannosidase activity. Bases 1 to 1236 code for a protein of 411 amino acids. Lineage: Eukaryota; Metazoa; Chordata; Aves; Gaviiformes; Gaviidae. The record is from RefSeq and is a predicted model, not a curated record. The transcript has 4 exons.
AUGCGGCGGCGGCGGCGGCGGGGCGGGCGGGCGCUGCUGCUGGCGGCGCUGCUGGCCCUGGGCACCGCCGUGGCGCUGCGCACGCUCCGCGCCGCCCCCGCCGGGGCCCCCGCCGCGCCGCCCGCGAAGCCGCCCGCGCCCCCCGCCCCGGCGGCGGGCGGCCCCUCCUACGACCUGCACGCCUUCUACUACGCCUGGUACGGCAGCCCGCGCUUCGAGGGCCGGUACCGGCACUGGGACCACGCCCUGGUGCCGCACUGGGACCCCCGGGUCUCGGCCGGCUUCCCCCGCGGCCGUCACCGCCCGCCCGACGACAUCGGCUCCAGCUUCUACCCCGCGCUCGGCCCCUACAGCUCCCGCGACCCCGCCGUGCUGGACGAGCACAUGGGGCAGCUCCGCGCCGCCGCCAUCGGAGUGCUGGUCCUGUCCUGGAACCCACCAGGCCUAGCAGACGACAACGGGGAGCCGGUGGACAGCCUCGUGCCCUCCAUACUGGAUGCUGCGCACAGAUACGCCGUAAAGGUUGCCUUUCAUAUCCAGCCAUACAAAGGGCGUGAUGACCACACUGUGCAUGAGAAUAUCAAAUACAUCGUGGACAAAUAUGGAUCACACGGAGCAUUUUAUAAGUACAAGACCAGCACCGGCAAGAGUCUCCCACUGUUUUAUAUCUACGAUUCCUACCUGACACCGGCUGAAUCCUGGGCCAACCUUCUCACGCCAUCAGGCUCCCACUCCCUCCGCAACACUGCUUAUGACGCCGUGUUCAUAGCGCUGCUGGUAGAGGAGGGACACAAGCACGAUAUCCUCUCCGCAGGGUACGAUGGCAUGUACACAUACUUUGCGUCCAAUGGUUUCUCUUUUGGGUCGUCCCACCAGAACUGGAAAGCAAUCAAAACUUUCUGCGACUCAAACAACCUGAUGUUCAUCCCCAGCGUUGGCCCUGGCUACAUCGACACCAGCAUUCGCCCCUGGAACAACCACAACACUCGGAACAGAGUCAACGGGAAGUACUAUGAAACAGCUCUGCAGGCUGCUCUCAUGGUCAGGCCAGAGAUAGUCUCCAUCACGUCCUUCAACGAAUGGCACGAAGGCACCCAGAUCGAGAAAGCUGUACCCAAGAAGACACUGACACGCCUUUAUCUGGACUACCUUCCUCAUCAGCCGAGCAUGUACCUGGAGCUGACUCGCAGGUGGGCAGAACAUUUCAGCAAAGAGAAAGAGCAAUGGUUGAUGUGAUUUCAGGAUUUGCCUUACUUGGAAAAACAUCCCACUGACAAAGCUGCAGCACAGAGACGCGCUUCAGAAAAAAAGCACUCGAGGAGACGCGGCCACAGAACCUUCAGCCUAACCAGGCUGCUGAACGCGAGCGGCCACCUGCAAAUAUCUCAAGGACUGCAUAAGCCCCAGCUACGAACUCACAGGAGGAAGCGUUACAGGGAGCAGGAAAUCUGCAAGCAGCAGUCAAAUCUAAUUUUCUGCAGAUUUAGUACAGAUGACCCUUUCAUAGCCCCUCUGCGAUUCAGGAGAGGUGCUGGCUUGGGGGCCAAAGAUCUGUUUUUUCUUACUCUGUGUGUGUGUUGUGUGAUGUUCGACAUGGUUAGCUGGGUUCCAGCAUGCUUUUCACCAUACGCCUUUGGCCUGCUGCCUGCAGUGAUCACAUAUCCCUCACUCUGCUAGCAGCUCUGUCAGAGCAUUUCUCUAUCAGCUUCCUGUAAAGAGGAGUAAAUACUCCUCUAAAUUGUCUACUGUAGGUGAAACUAAGCCAUGCUUUAUCCAACUCUCCUAUACCAAGGAGUUCCGCAGUGGGCGUUGUCACUGUGGUCCACUGUAUCCAAAUAAUUAAAGAUAAUUAGAGCUGGAACACUAGAGACUACUUACUACUGUAUGUGCUGGAAACCAAGAAAAUGCAAUGAUCUAUACUAAAAGCUCUUAACUGAUUGUUUAGUGUUCCAUGCUUUGAAACUUUAGAUCUGAAGUUGCUUUAUCCCCUUUAGAACCAAGGAGAAAAAUAUUUGCAAUAAAAGUACAACUGAAAACACCAUUAAUUUGUGCUUCGAAAGAGGUUCAGCUCCCAGUAGCUUUCCCUUUUUUGUGACUUUAGCCAUGCUUGGACCCUUCUAAAUUAGCCAUGAAAUUAAC